AUGUCAGUUAGUGUUAAAUCUUCCUCUGAAAAGGAUGGAGUUGAAGUUGAAGUGAAAAAGGAUCAGUAUGAAGUUGAAACUAUAUUAAUUGACAUCGAUGAUCUCUCCUUCAUCGAGGGUGAUCCUUCCUUCAUGAACAAUUCUCCUUACCCUGAAGUGAGAGCAGCAGUUGCUACUGAGUUUGACCCUAAUAUACAAUUAAAUCAUUGGAGAACAUGGUUUCUUACUACAAUCUUCGUCAUUGUAUUUGCUGGUGUUAAUCAAUUCUUCUCCUUGAGAUACCCUUCUUUAACUAUUGGGUAUGUCGUAGCACAAAUUAUAUCCUAUCCAAUCGGUCAAGGAUUUGCAAAGCUUCCAAACUAUAAAAUAAAGGGACUUCCAAAAUGGUUUGAUUUGAAUCCGGGCCCAUUUACAAAACAAGAACAUGCUGUAUUGGUUAUUGUUGUCUCAUUAACAUCUUCAACUGCUUAUGCCAUGAAUAUUUUGAUUGCUCAAAGUCAAGAUGUCUUCUACGGACAAGAUAUUACAGUAGGAUAUCAAAUUUUAUUGGUGUUAUCAACGCAAUUAUUGGGUUACGGUGCUGCUGGGUUGACUAGAAGGUGGAUAGUUUACCCAUCUUCGAUGAUUUGGCCUCAAAAUUUGAUUACAUCCACUGUGUUUUCGACUUUGGCCAAACAGGAUUUGACCGACGCAAUUCAUGUAUCAAGAGUCAACUGGUCAAGAUACAAGAUGUUUUCCAUUGUCACCAUUGCGUCUUUUGUGUGGUAUUGGUUUCCUGGUUUCAUUUUCAAGGCAUUGUCUUACUUUAACUGGGUCUGCUGGAUUGCUCCAGAUAAUAUAGUAGUCAAUCAAAUCUUCGGUGUCAGUUCCGGUUUGGGAAUUAUUCCUAUUACAUUUGAUUGGACUCAAGUGACUCAAGCUUUGAGUAUUUCUCCACUUGCAACUCCAUAUUGGGUGAUUGCAAAUACUUAUGGAGCUGUGUUCUUCUUUUUUGUCCUAAUUUUACCAAUCUUAUACUAUACAAACACCUGGUAUGCGAAGUAUAUGCCAAUGAUUUCAAGUACCACCUAUGACAAUACUCAAACUAAGUAUAACGUGACAAGGAUCUUAACUUCUGAUCUUAAAAUUGACAAGGCUGCCUAUAAGGCAUACUCCCCACUUUUCGUUCCAUAUUCUUAUCUCUUGUCAUAUGCUAUGAAUUUUGCUGCAAUUACUGCAAUUUUCGUUCACACAGUCUUGUACAACGGUAAGGAUAUUGUUGCAAAGUUUAAAAACGCCAAACAUGGAGGAGAAGAUAUCCAUAAGAGAUUAAUGAACAACUUCAUUGAUGUUCCAGAUUGGUGGUAUGGCAUUUUGUUUUUAAUUUCAAUUGGUUUGGCUUUUGCAACCGUUUGCGGUUACCCAGAGUUUACCAAGCUUCCAGCUUGGGGAUUGGUUGUUGCAUUAUUGAUUACCUUUGUUGGGUUCAUUCCACAAGGGUUAUUAGAAGGUUUAACUAAUCAACAUGUGGGCCUUAAUAUUAUUACAGAAUUAGUAUCAGGUUAUAUGUUACCUGGAAAUCCUGUCGCCAACAUGAUGGUCAAACUUUACGGAUUUAUCCCAAUGAGACAAGGUCUUGAUUUCUCUCGUGAUUUGAAGUUGGCUCAAUAUAUGAAGGUACCACCAAGAUUCUUGUUUGUCAUUCAAAUAUAUGGUACUAUCUGGGCUUGUUUAGUAAAUGUCGGUGUGCAACAAUGGAUGAGAUUCAAUGUCAAGGAUAUUUGUACAACAACUCAAGAGAACGGGUUCACAUGUGCAAGUGGUAGAACCAUCUUCAAUGCCAGUAUCAUCUGGAUGCAGCCCCAAGAGUUGUUCUCCCCUGGAAAGAUCUACAAUCCUUUACUUUACUUCUUCCUCAUUGGUGCCGCUUUCCCAUUGUUUACCUAUGCAUUAUACCGUAAGUUUCCAAACAAGUGGUACGGUAAAAUUCAUGGACCAAUUUUCUUCACUGGAAGUGGUAACAUCCCACCAUCCACUCUUUACAAUUACAGUUUGUAUUUUGCAACAGGAUUCACAUUCAACUACUACAUUAAAAAGUAUUAUAAACAUUUCCACACAAGAUACAACAAUGUUAUAUCUGCUGCCUUUGAUGCAGGUGUUGCUAUCAGUGCGGUUAUUAUCUUCUUGUGUGUAACAUACCCUGGAGGAGAAUUAACAUGGUGGGGUAACACAGUCUACAAGAAUACUGCAGAUUAUGAUGGUACUCCAUUUUAUACGCUAGCUGAUGGAGAAACAUUCGGACCAUCCAACUGGUAG
Molecule: messenger RNA, 2295 nt
Organism: Dujonia railenensis
Lineage: Eukaryota; Fungi; Ascomycota; Pichiomycetes; Serinales; Debaryomycetaceae
Source: the annotation of a GenBank genome assembly